AUGGGAGCCAUGUUUCCGUCGCUGCUGGUUGCAUCCUUGGCCUGCGCCGGCAGCCAGACGAUGCCGACCUCUUCACAAGGCUCUUCCUGGUGCCCGGCCUGCAAUGGGACCAAGCUCUGCUCCCGGCGGUUCCUCUUUGCGGUGUUGGAGGCGCCGGAGGGGCCGAGCCUGGCGGAUCUGGCCGGCAUGCUCCCCUCCUCGCACAUGCCAGAAGAGGAGCUUCUGCCGGGUGCCAGCGCACUGUGCGAGAGCCUUGCUACGAUGGACAGGCUGCUCUACUACGAGCCCUACACGGUGGGGAGCAACCUGACCCCCAGCGACCUGGACCGCGGCGAGGCCUGGAGCCACCCGGGGCCCGCCCAGCGCCCCCCCAUCCUGGCCAAGAUGCAAGACACGCUCUGGGACUGGCUGGAGCCGCCGGCGCCUGGAAAGGGCGAGGUGCGGGGCUUCGCAGCACGGCCGCUGGAUCUCGAGUGCCUGGUGGCCGUGUGCCCCUGCGCGCGCGUGGUGGUGAGCAAGCCUCCGGGUGGCCGGUGGAAGGGCAGCAAGCGUUGGCUCACCAACAAGUUGGAUGCUGCACAAGUGCCCUACUUCAACGUCCCCCUGAACGAAUUACUGGGCACGUUCACUGGCAUGGGUGGGCAUAGUGAGCAGGCGCCGGCUUUCUUUCAUCCUGGAACAGACCGCGCCUGGCUGGAUCCCAAACGGAGCAUUGGCAUUGUGGAGCCGUUGGUGAACCAGCUGCCGCGGCAAGAGCGCGAGACCUUCCUGGGCCUCCUGCGACUGCUCUCCCUGCCUGUCGACGACGGCUGGUUCUCGGCCGUGCUGUUGGUUCUGGUGAGGGCUCGCGUGCUGCAGUAUUUGGUGAUGACCAGCCAGAGGUGGCGGGCCUUCCUGACCACCUACCGGCGGAAGAUCCGGACCGAAGAGGACCUGUCUGCCUUCCGCGCCAACUUGGACCGGAAUCAGGUGCUUCAAAAGUGGCAAUGCCUGUCAGGUCGUGCGGUCUUUCGCCAGGGUGGCCGACUGGUCUCGCCCGCCUCAGUGGAAGACGUCCUGGAGCUAGGCGGGUUUGAGAACAGCGCGCUGAACACAGAGUUUACGCGCAACACUUCCUUCCAGCCCCACAACGGGCAGCCGGUGUACGUGUCCAGCAACGCCCAGUACGUGCUGUGCUCCACCCCGGACGACGAGGGGAAAGUCUGGAUGGUCACCUCGCUGGACAACUUCCAGCAUGAGAAGAGCGGCAGCUGGGAAGGGCUUCCCUGGCAAUCCUUGGGCGCCCUUGCCGUGUCGCCUCCGGACGCCACGCUCACAGAGGCGCCACAGACCGGCUGGCAGGAGCACACGGAUGGCAAGUGGGUGCUCCGCGAGGAGGCGGGCCUCGUCGGCUUGCGGAAGCCUUCCCUGCCACUGCAGGUGCGGAUUCUCCCGUCGACGGCCCCGCCGGUGGUGUCCUACCGGACGACCUACGUUCAGGCCACGGAGCGGCCGCUGACGCUCUGGAGCUCCUGCUUCGUAGUUGCGCAGCUGGUGGACUACGUUCUUCGGCGCAAGGCUUCCACGAAGGCGCUGACCAACAGGAUCAUCAACGUCAUGUCGCGGAUCCGGUGGCUGCUCACUUCAACCUGCGCAUGCCUCGCCCUCUUCCGACUGAUUGCCCGAUGGAAGGAGCGGCGAUCCCGGGGAAAGGCGGUGAUCUCAGACGUCCUCGGGGUGCAAUCCAGUCAGCGCGAGGCACGGCUGAGUGCUCUGACAAUCCUGAUGCAGACGCUGGUCCUCGUUGGCUGGUGGAUGUGGGUCCUGGCGAUUUGUGGGAUCCAGGUCGGGCGGCUGCUGCUCUCCACCUCAGUGGGUGCCCUCCUCCUGGGUAUCGUUGGCAGGGACGUGCUCUCGAACAUGCUCAGCUGCCUGGUCAUCUACCUGACGCAGCCCUUCGCGCAGGGCGACUGGAUCACGCUGGAGCAAGGACAGGACGGCUGGGCCGAGGAGAUCGGCCUCUUCUACACGAAGGUCAUCCAGUGGGACAAGCGCCCCCUCUACGUACCCAACUUCCGCAUCGUGCAGAUGCUGGUGCAGAACAACUCCCGCAUGACGAAUCGGCGCAUCCGCUUCGACCUCAAGUUAAGACUGGAGGACAUCCCGAAGGUGCCUGAGAUCGUCCAGGAGAUCAAGAACAUGAUCGACACGCAUCCGGAGAUCGACAGCAUCACCCACCGCCUCGUGCGCUGGCGACAGGUGGGCGACUACUAUGCCAGCAUCUGGCUCUCUUGCUACACCAAGUCCACGGAGCAAGGGAUCAAGCUGCAGCACUACAUUGCUGUGGAGCAGUCGGUGCUCGAGCGGUGUGCUGCCAUCGUCUACCGCCACGGCGCGGACUUCGCGGCCUCCACGCAGCUGUCUCUGAAAGGUGUCGGAGGCCAGGCGAAGAUCGAGGAGGGCGCUGUGGCCCGAACCAGCCGGGAGCGAGAGCUCCAAGAUACGCGCGAGGCUGUGCUGAAGGACAAGGAGGAGAAGCUCCGGGAGCGUGAGCUGGAGGUCGAGAGAACGGAGCAGGACUUCAAGAAGAGGGAGCACGAGCUCGAAGAGCGAGAGCUGAAGCUGAAGGUCACGAUGGACGUCGCGGCCGACGCGGAGCUCGACGAGGAGGAGGAAGCCCCCGAGGUCAAGCGCGAAGUGCCCGUGGAAGAGCCCGAGAUCGGGAACUGA
Molecule: messenger RNA, 2709 nt
Organism: Symbiodinium natans
Lineage: Eukaryota; Dinophyceae; Suessiales; Symbiodiniaceae
Source: the annotation of a GenBank genome assembly